AAGGUUGAGCUUGAAUGAGAAUGUCCGGAGUACGUACCUCUAGAUAGCCGGGAAAAUAUCGGUGACGUAAAGGUCUUGGCGCCAGCUAUCCUUAACAAUUUCUAGGGAAACUAUACUUUUUUCAUGUACCUGCAUUAAAGCUUCUUCUGUCUACCUACAAUAACCGAACCAAUAUCUACAUGCCAUCUUAAAUUACAAUUCAUUGUUUUACUAAUGCUUUCCCGGUAGCACUGCUGUCCAAGCUAGCUUGCCUACCGGUAGCUAGCUAGGGUAUGCGUCCACAACCAUGCGCGAGUUCAUGGACUACAUCCAAUCGGCCUUCUACGCCGCCACGGGUUGGAAUCGCGACAAUAGCUACUCCUCGCUCAACGCUACGUCCGAUGCCCUUCUUAACUUCCCAACCCCUCGCGGCCUUCGACUUACCUUAUCCUCACUUGCGACACCGCAGUUCGCGACUUCGUACCAGCUCGGCACUGUAGGGAUUGUGGAUGGCUCAAUAUCGUAUUUGUACUCGACAGUACCUCUCAAUAAUGCCAUCGCACAAAGCGAUAAGAUGCCUCUACCUGACCUCUUAAGGAGCUACCGCCCACUUACCGAGUUACCUGAUCGAACUGGGGAGGAGCAAGAAGGAUGUUUGAAAAAGGAUGGGCUUGGAUACGGGAGGCUCUACCUCCCUGCGUCAAUGCUGGAGGCAUUGGUGGUUAGACGAAUAUCGCCUGCACUGCAAUUGCAGCUCAGCGCUGUAUCCGGCCAGGCGUUGAGAAAUGGAGGUACCAUAUUGGGAAUGGCGCAAUAUGACGAAGGCCGCUAUGCGGUGGAGGGUCUUGCAUCGACCGACGGUGGCUUGCUUGGAGUUCGCGGGUUGUAUAAUUUCGGCGGCGAUGUUAGUCAUUUGAAUGCGCCGGCUCCAUUGGCGGCUGUGAAUGGGAACGGAGGAGGGAACGGUGAACGAGAACGUAUCUACGGCAGAUUCAGCACUGGUGGGGAGCUUUAUUAUGGGACACUGAAUAAAUCUGGUGGGAUGAGUCUCGGAGUACGAUUUGCGACAUUACCUACACACAAUGGCACUCCCCUCACAGCAACGAUGACCCUCAAUCCAUUAAUGGGAACUAUUAGUUGGAGCUACGCGGUUAUGGCUGGCAACUAUUGUUCUCUUGCAUCAAGAAUGGAUUUCAAUGUCUACAGUUAUGAGAGCGACUGGGCCGUGGGCAUGGAACUAUGGAGGAAAAAGGGCGCUUGGUCUAUCGACAGAGAAUUAGAGGAAGCGGAACCAUUGCCAUCACCAAUAAGCGCUACACCAGAAAGGAGUUUCCAAGCGAAAAUGGAAUGGCGAUUGGAUGAACCCCUCUCAACCCCAGACACAGCUGAAAUCCUACCACCUCCGGAAACAGUAGUCCAACCAAAGAAGAAAGAAAGAAGUUUCCAAGCCAAAAUGGAGUGGAGGCUGGAUGAUCCAGAGGUGGAACCCAAGACGGAACCAAACGCCAAUCAAGAAGAUGAUGAGUACUCAGGUGUUUUGAAGGCGCGCCUAGACCAGCAUCUACGAGUCGGCCUGUUGUGGGAAGGCCGAGUCAAGUCCUUGCUUUUUAGUCUUGGCAGCAGCGUUGAUCUACGCCGACCCGAAUCCCCCUUUCGAACACUUGGAAUGGAAGUACAGUUUUCAUCAUAAAGAUACCUAUUAAUUGGCCAAGUCUUGAAUUUUGCCUGUGGCUUUUAUGCCGGAUAACCGGUACGCAUAUUCCUGGUGUUCGUUGUGCGACCUAGCCUGGCGAUGCUAUUGAACAACCAGAAAUUGGUGACACGGUCCUAAUAAAUACUGUAACGGUGGCGUAGUCCGGACGAGCCAGUCACAGCUAGGCAUUGAAAUCGCCGCGUACGAACAAAA
Hypoxylon trugodes is the source of this 1885-nucleotide messenger RNA. RefSeq lists its product as uncharacterized. Gene Ontology annotation, biological process: phospholipid transport; mitochondrial outer membrane translocase complex assembly; protein insertion into mitochondrial outer membrane. The record is from RefSeq and is a predicted model, not a curated record. The transcript has a single exon. Lineage: Eukaryota; Fungi; Ascomycota; Sordariomycetes; Xylariales; Hypoxylaceae. Bases 287 to 1669 code for a protein of 460 amino acids. Gene Ontology annotation, cellular component: ERMES complex; SAM complex.